GCUGUGACGUCACGACUAACAUGGCGAGCGUGGUGGAUGUUUGUGUGGUGGUUUAGGUGGCGUGGUGGUGGUGAUGGGGUGAUGAUGGUGGUGGUGUAGUGAUGAUGGUGGUGGUGUAGUGAUGAUGGUGGUGGUGUAGUGAUGGUGGUGGUGAUGUUCGUGUUCGGGCAGUGCUGUUGUGAAAUCGCGAUGAGAGGGGCAGAGCUGACGGGAUGUGGUCCGACGGUUGACGAUCAUCGCCAGUAGCAGCAGUGGGGACGAGCACCGCCACGCGACGGUCGAGACGAAGGCGGCGGCGGCGGCGGCGGCGGCAGCUGGGCCAGAAGGGGGCCGCUCUUGGCAGCACCGCAGGGAAGGUGCUGGACCACUCGCCACGUUGACCCAGGUCAUCGUGGCGUGCCAGAGCGAGCGUGGACGUGCCCCCACGGCGCACUCGGUGGGAGGUUGGCGUCACAAGGCGAGUCGCCUCUCGUUCGCCUCGCGAGAUCGCAGCGGGCGCCGGCGAAAGCGUCCACCUGGACCGGUUGGGGGGGCCGCUCCCCCCCCAGCCCCCCCCCCGUCUCCCCCCCACCGCGGCUCAGCAUGAGCUGGCUCAGCCGCUUCAACGCUCGCGGGGGGCCGGGGGGCCGCAAGGCCGAGCGGGAAGUGGCCGCCGGUGCCACGGGCGUCGCCGCGGGCGCCCCUGCAGCGGGCCCCGUGGCCGCCGCCGUGGCCGCCGCCCAGCCGGAGCCCCCCAGCUCCCCCGGCGCGGACCCCGAGACGUGCCUCAUGGUCUACAGGAACCACUGGAUGCAGGUGCUUAAGGUGAUCGAGAGGAAUGCGGGUGGGGGGCGCGACGGGGUCGCAUCAUCGACGGCCCCUGCCGACGAGAAGAACUUGGUGCGGAACAACGUGGACCAGAUGCUGUACCUGCUGGCGGAAGAGCUGCCUCCGAGGACGGGCGGCAUGGGCCCCAUCCUGGAGUUCACCGUCUCCGACGAGGUCCUGGGCCGCGUGGUGUCGUGGGGCCUGCGCAUGCGCACCGCCCACGGGGGCGUCAGAGGCCAGGAUGCUGUUGACGAGGAGGACGAGGAGGUGAGAGCGGAGCAGCUCAAGAUGUACGAGGUGCUGGUGUCGCAGUCCCACCAGCCCCUACUGCAUCACAAACCCAUCCUUCACCCGCUGCUGGGGCUGAUGGCCGCAUGCGCCAACUCUCGCUCUCCCAAGGUGGAGACCAACCUGGUGCUGCUGCUGAGCCAGCUGUGCUCGGUGCUCGUCAAGGACCCGGCCACUCUGGAGCUCGUCUUCAACGACCGCCCAUCCCCGCUCGCCCCAUCUGGCGGCGCCGGUGCCGCGGGUUUCGCGCCACGUAACGACGCGCUGGUGUUCGCGCUACUCGUGGGCUACGUGCACCGCGAGGGCUCGCUGGGGCAGCAGGCGCGCGACGCACUGCUGCUCAUCAUGUCACUGACGGCAGAGAACCGCUCGCUCGGGGAGUACAUCGCCGACCGCUCUGAUUUCUGCCCGGUGCUGGCGACGGGGCUGAGCGGGCUGUACUCGUCGCUGCCGCGGAAGAUUGAAGUGAAUUCCGACGAGUGGCACUCGUUGCGCCGGGAGGACUGGUUGGGCGUGCCGGCCCUCGUCAGGUUCAUGAACUCGCUGGAGUUCUGCAACGCCGUGGUGCAGGUUGCUCAUGAGGUGGUGAGGAAUCAGCUGAUCAAGUACAUCUACCACGGGUUUCUCAUCCCAGUCAUGGGCCCAGCACUGGACAAGACGCUGGUGGAGGAGCAGAUCGCCAGCACAGCUUACCUGGACCUCUUCCUGCGAAUGGUUACGGAGCCGUCGCUGCUGCGCACCUUCCUGCACUUUGUGCUGCUACACUCCGAGGAUGACAAGCGCGUCCUGGACAUGCUCGUGGCACGCAUCAGCAGCAGCUCGCGGCUGUGCAUGGUGUCGCUGGCGCUUUUCCGGACGCUGCUCAGCCUCAACUGUGAGGACGUAAUGCUGCAGCUGGUGCUCAGGUUCCUCAUCCCGUGCAACCACGUGAUGCUGAGCCAGCGCCGCGCCGUCAAGGAGGUGGACCUGUACGGGCGCACGGCCGACCGUCUGCUGUCGCUGUCGCCCGAGUGCUGCCGCCUGGAGCAGCUGCUGCUCGCCGAGCGGGAGGACGAGCACGUGCUCUGGUCCAAAGGCCUGGUGUGCGGCGUCUCGGAGGGCCAGCCCUCGGCGUCCCCGACACCCAAACCCACCACUCCGGCCCGCAUGGGGUUCUUCUCGCGGCAAAAGACGGAAAUCUUCGAACGGCAGCAGCGCUCGCCCGCUGUUCACGAACAGCCGGCGCGUCCACAGUCCCCCGCGUCGACAGCGCUCGCGUCGCCGCCGCAGCAGCAGCAGCAGCAGCAGCAGCCGCCGCUGCGGCCGGGCGGCGGCAAUUUCGACGAGCGGACGGAAGCGGAGCCCGGCUACCUGCAGUACCUGCGUGACGCGCGCCGCGGCGUGCGGCGCUGCGCGCUGGCGUGCCGCGCGUGGUCGGCUCCCUACGACGGGGAGACGCCGGCGCCGGGCAGCGUGGUGAUCGCGCCGAGCGAGGCGCUCGCCUCGCUGCCGCUCGACGCUGAGCACUUCGCUCUGGAGCGCAAGCUCGAGCCGCCGGCGGAGAGCCCCGAGUGGGACAUCCGCCUCGACCAGUACCGCAUCGCCGUCUUCCCGCACUCCAAGAAGCGCAGCGUGCAGCGGCGGAGAAGGCAGGGCGCUCAGAACGACGCUGCCGUGCCGUGCCCCCCGAAGCCGGCGGGCGACCAAAACGGCCUGGCGCCGACGUCGGCGAUCCUGGAGGGCGACUCGCGGUCGGAGGCGCCGUCCGGUCUGAACGGCGCCGACUCGGCGAGGAGCGGGGAGGGUGGCGUCGUGCAGGCCCCGGAAGCUUCUGACGACGAUCCCAUGGCCAAGAAGCAGAGGAGGGAGAAGCGACGAGAAUCGCACGACGACGACGACGGCGAAGUCGGCGGCGCGAGCGUGGCCAAUGGGAGCGCCGCGCCCAUCGAGCCGGUGAUCGCCCCGCCCCGCGGCCAGCCGCGGCCGUCGGCGGAGAGCGCCGCCUGGGAGGAGACGGAGUCGGACGCGCCGGCUUCCGCUCCCGCCGGCUCCUGCGGUCGCUACGAGGGUGCAGCGGGGAUGACGGUGGGCGACGCGCCAGCGGAGGCAUCCUCCGCUCUCGACGAGUCGGUCGACAGUCUCAUCCAGACGUUCCUGGAGGGCUCUUCGGAUGACGCCAGCGGCCUCGUUGCCGACCUGCACAAGCAAUCGCUGGUCGCCGUCGCGGCCGGUGUCACUGACGCCGAGGAAUCCUCCGGGGACGCGGUUAUCGGAGGGGAUGAGACCGCCGCUGCCAUCGCACCCGACUGCGUCGCCGCCGACUUCUCGGCACUUUCGGAGCAGGUGGAGCCGCGGGGCAUGGAGACGCCGACGCAGGCGCAGGCACACGUGGUGACCCUGCCUGCUCUGCUCGCACAGCAUCCGAGUCAAGCCAUCGGCACGCCGUUCACCGGGCCCUUUGUGGGCGCGCUGUUUGCCAAGCUGGAGAACAUGAUGCAGAAUUCGCUGUACGUCAACCUGCUGCUGACGGGCGUCGUGACGCAGCUGGCCUGCUACCCGCAGCCACUGGUGCGCUCCUUCCUGCUCAACACCAACAUGGUCUUCCAGCCGAGCGUCAAGUCCCUGGUGCAGGUGCUGGGCACGGUGAAGAACCGGAUCGAAGCGUUUGCGGCGGGCUACGACGACUUCCCGCCGAUGGUGGUGCGAGCGUGGCAGUACCUGAUCACGCGCGGCCAGAGCGGCGCCGUCGACUCCCCGCUCUUCGUCCCGGCCCUCAGCCGCGCCGAACAACUCGGUGAGGCUGCUGCUGCUGCUGUGAGCGCCACCGCCUGUCGGGCGGGGAGGAGGUGGCUCGGUGGAGCGAUACUCAUCUUACUUUAUGUUUGUCGAGCGUCUUAGCUGAAGGCGCUCUAUAACAGAGUUUAAAAGCGGUUACAAAAAUGGAGCGAUUGAGAUGGCAAGGGCACAGUGCGCAAGGUCCGAGGAAUGAGCGUCCGUAACAGAGGGCACGUGGGGAUC
Petromyzon marinus (sea lamprey) is the source of this 4092-nucleotide messenger RNA. NCBI's taxonomy places the organism in Eukaryota, Metazoa, Chordata, Hyperoartia, Petromyzontiformes, Petromyzontidae. The record is from RefSeq and is a predicted model, not a curated record.